This is a messenger RNA of Phycomyces blakesleeanus NRRL 1555(-), 713 nucleotides long. RefSeq lists its product as hypothetical. The record is from RefSeq and is a predicted model, not a curated record. Gene Ontology annotation, cellular component: cytoplasm. Bases 122 to 637 code for a protein of 171 amino acids. Gene Ontology annotation, molecular function: ubiquitin-protein transferase inhibitor activity. The transcript has 5 exons. Lineage: Eukaryota; Fungi; Mucoromycota; Mucoromycetes; Mucorales; Phycomycetaceae.
GGGCGAUGAGAAAGAAUUCCCGGCAUCUAGAGUGUUAGAGAUUAUUUCUUCUGUAGCUUCCUUAUCAGACAUUUCAAACGUUCGAUUCCUUUCUCACCAACUCAUUUCAAGCUUACUUGAAAUGUGCAGUGACGAAGUCCGAAUGUUCGCCUUUACAGAGCUUCUUGAAAGAUGCCCUUACCCAUCAAUGAAGACAGCAUCUAUUGGACUAUUCAAAAACCAAAUAAAUGGAGCUUUUAAUUCUAAAAAAGAUAGGCCCCCAUCUGUAUUCGCGAGUCCUGUUAUUGUCGAUAAGUUCUUCCCGAUCCUAUUCCGUACAAGCAAGAAAUGGUGUACAGAAGAAGACACGUUUUGGGACGACUACAGCUAUCAAAUGCAGGCUCUAAAUCUUUAUCUAUUCUUGUUAAUUUGUGAUAAAUCUGAAAACAGGACAACCGUUUUUGAUCAGGAAAAGCAAGUAUGGAUGAAUAAUGAGUAUAUUCACCAUCUUGAAGUAACCAUUGAUACAAUUAUGGAGAGACACAAAAAGGAUUCAAAUGAUAGCGAUGAGCAGCAGUCAGGAAUAAGACUGAUGAAUCUUGAAAUGAUGAAAAACGUGAUCGAGCAGAUCAAGCAACGUAUGACUUUGAGCGUUUAAUAGCAUUAAAUCCGGUGAUUUUUUUAUUGAUUUUUUCUUGGUUGUUGUCAAUAAAACAUAUAAAUUUUCUCUUAUC